Astrephomene gubernaculifera is the source of this 3634-nucleotide messenger RNA. NCBI's taxonomy places the organism in Eukaryota, Viridiplantae, Chlorophyta, Chlorophyceae, Chlamydomonadales, Astrephomenaceae. The record is from the annotation of a GenBank genome assembly.
CAGCAACAUCUUUCCAGAAGCACAACGUGUAGGUGGCUAAAGGAGAUGCUGUAGGCGACAGCCAACCUCGCUCCAGCUUCCUAGGCCAGUGCCUCAUGGAUGAUCGGCACUUUUAUUGCGUGAUCCUGUAAGCUAGGAACAUGAUCACUGCUGCCGUUUAGUAGGCUUAACAUUAUAUCAAGCAUCUGGUUAGAAGUAUGUGGGGCAACUUCGACUUGGGAAAGCUUGGUGAACAGCUUUCAGCUGUGGCGGGUGAAGCACUGCAAAAGGCAACUGCAGAUGUGGAGAGAAGUAUUGACAAUACUCUUGGAAUUAAAGGAGUCCCAGAUACAAAACAGACAUCAGGGCCUGCUCCUGAGCACCAGGCGAAUGUGACCAGCACAAACGGGCAAUCGCAUGCGCCAGAGCAACCAGCGUCACCCGACGCACCCGCUGCAAAGCCAACUCAAAAGAAAAUUGUGCGGAAAGUGAUCCGCCGUGUUGUCAAAAGCAGCGCAGACGCACCUUCUGGCGCAACAGCAGCAACACCUGCUCCCGCUUCGGGCGGCACGGCUACCGCCCCCAUCGAGGGUGCCAGCCCCGCGGCCCCAAAGGAGCCCCAGGAUGCUGCUCCGCAAGCGUCCCCCAGCCCAGCCGCCUCUGCUUCUGGAGCUGUGGUGGCACCAGCCCCAUCCCAGGAUGGUGCCGGCCCUGACGCGGCCAUGCCAGAUGGGCCGGCGGACUCUUCAGCUAACACCACUGACCCGGCACAAGAGGACCAGCAGCAGCUGCUGCCCGCGGUCGCAGCCGCAGCAGCAGUCACCGCCUCCCAGCCGCCCAGCAGCCGGGAGCACAGGGCAUCUGUUGACGGCGUGGGAAACGCAUCUGCGCAGCAUCCGCCUCCGCUUCCGCCGCAGGAACCCGAGGGGCCGGCCGGCUCGCACGAGCAGCUGGCAGGACUGCGUGAUGACGGGCCUGCAGGGGAGCUUAUGUUAGCCGGCAGCAGCAGCGGCGGCUUGGGGAACCAGGCGGCUGCGACGGGGCUGCAGCAGCAGCAGCAGUCUCCAGCUGGCGGGGAGGCGCAGGGUGCAUCUGCUGCUGCUGCUGAGGAGGAGAGCCGGCGGGCGAAGGAGGGCGGGGAGCAGCAGCAGAGGCAACCGGGCGCGGAGGGCACUGCUGCUGCGGCGGCAGGAGCUGAGGAGGGCUCGACCUCCCCGUCGGGCGGAGGUCUUGUUGCGGCUGUGUUGUUGACUCAGCCCGAGGUGUUGUCGCCCGCUGUGGAAGGUGGAGCAGCAGCAGCAGCAGCAGCCGGAGCGGCCGCCACUGCAGCCGGCUGCGAGCCGGGAGCAGCAGGGGAGCGACAGGCGGGGCCGGCGGAGCCAAGUGCCGAUGCAGCAGCAGGCACUGGCACUGGCAACCAUGCUGCUUCCGACUCCCAUUCCCUAGCUGCUGGUACCGCGUCCAUCUCCCUUCCCGCUGAGGCUAACAGGGAGGGAGCGGGGGGUGCGGUUGCGGGUGCGGGCACCACAGCAGCAGUGGCGGCUAAUAACGGCGGUGGGCAGCAGGAGGGCGUUGCUGCGGAGUUGCGUCGGCAGGUGGCUGAGCUGCGGUGUCAGCUGGGGGAGCGGGAGGAGCGGCUGCAGCGGCGGGAGGAGCAGGUGGAGGAGCUGAAGCAGACGGUCUCCCAGCUUCAGACCCGCAACUCGGAGCUCUCCCAGGCCGCUGCUGCUGCUGCCGCCCAGCAACAACAGCAACAACAACAGCAGGCCUCCGCCUCCUCCGCCCCCCCUGAGGACUGGACCGCCCUGCGUUCCGAGCUGGAGGGCCGCCUAGCUGCAGCCGAGCGCAAGGUGUACGCGCUGAGCAAGGAGCGGGACGCGCUGCGGAAGGGCUCGGAGAAGCUGGCGGAGUACGGGGCGGUGAUCAAGGAGAAGGAUGCGACCAUAAAGCAGGUUUUGGAGGAGGGUGAGAAGCUGAGUCGCAAGCAGGUGGAGCUGGAGGGCGGGAUGAAGCGGCUGCGGGGGCAGCUGGCGGCUGCGGAGGCGGAGCGGGAGCGGCUGGCGGGGCGGCUGGCGGCGGAGGAGGCGGCGGUGGGGGAGCUGCGCAGGGGGAGGGCCAAGCUGGAGAAGGAGCUGCAGGCGACAGGCGAGCAUGCGCGUGCCGAGCUGGAGGCGCAGCGGGAGCAGUUCGAGCAGCUGCUGCAGAAGGCCAGGAGCGAACAGGCUGAGGCCGAGGAGCGGGCUCGCGAGGCGGUUGCCGCGGGUCUGUCCCGCAAGCUGCGCGAGUCGGAGGCGCGGUGCGAGGCGCUGGCGGAGUCGUGCGGCGAGCUGCGGGAUGCGCUGGACCGGCAGCGGCAGGCGGCGGACCUGCGGGAGGAGAUGCUCAAGGCCGACCUGUCCGACCUGUCCCGCCGCUGCCAGGCUGCUGAGCUGCGGCACCAGGACCUGGCGUCCAAGCUGCCCGAGGCCACCCGCCCGCUGCUGCGGCAGAUAGAGGCGCUGCAGGCGGCGGUAGAGGCGCAGACGGAGGCGUGGGCGGGCGCGGAGGGGGCGCUGCAGGCACGGCUGGGGGAUGCGGAGGGGCGGGCGGCGGCGGCGUCGGAGCAUGAGAGGCUGGCGGUGGAGAAGGCGCAGAUGUUGUCCGCCAAGCUGGCGGGUGCGGAGGCCUCCCUGGCCGCCAGCCGGGGGGAGGUGCGGGCGCUGCAGCAGCAACUGCAGCAGGCGGGGCAGGCGGCGGCGGAGGCGCGGGAGGCGGCGGCGGCGGCGGGGCUGCAGGCGGAGGCGCUGGGGGAGCGCUGCAGGCUGCUGCAGCAGCAGGUGGUGCAGCUGGAGUCUGCCCUGUCGGAGGCGCGCGAGGCCGCCGCCACUGCCGCCGCCGCAGCGGAGGCGGCUGCCGCGGGGGUGCGGCGGGAGUACGAGCGGCGGCUGGCGGAGGCGGAGGCGGAGGGGGCGGCGCUGCGGGCGCAGCUGGCGGCGGAGGAGAUGAGGAGGACCCCCGAGCCCCCCGCCAUGGCCGCCCCGGGCUACCGCUGGGUGCUGUUGAAGGAGGGGGAGGCGCCGCCGGGGGGGCAGCAGCAGGCGGAGGGAGGCCCUCUCUCCACCUCCCCCUCCGCCUCCUCCGCCGGCGCCGCCAGCCAGUGGGGCCCCUCCACCUCCGCCUCCUCCGCCACUGCCGACCUGCUAGCAGCCACACGACAUGGGCCCGGCUCUAGCAGCCAUGCCAACCAACACCACCACCACCAUCACUCUCACUCCCAGGGCGGUGCAGCGCAUGGCGGCGGUGAGGGGGGUCCCGGCGGGGGCCUGGUGGCGGAGGUGGAGUCGCUGCGUGCGGCGCUGCGGGCUCGAACCGGGGAGCUGGCGGUGGCGCAGCAGCAGGUGGCGGAGCUGGAGGCGACGAGGGACAGGCUGGCUGAGGAGCUGGUGGCGGGCGCAGCUCGCAGCGAGGCGGCCGCGGAUGCGCAGCAGCAGGUGGCGGUGCUGGGUGCGGAGGUGGCGGAGCUGCGGGGCCGACUGGCGAAUGCGCUGGAGCUAGUGGGCGAGCGCGACGAGCGAGUUGAGGAGCUGCUAGCUGACCUGCAGGACGUGAAGGUCAUGUACAAGGACCAGAUAGAGUUCAUGUGCCAGCAGCUGGCGGAGCUGCAGGGAGGGGGGGC